Molecule: messenger RNA, 4851 nt
Organism: Cephus cinctus (wheat stem sawfly)
Lineage: Eukaryota; Metazoa; Arthropoda; Insecta; Hymenoptera; Cephidae
Gene: RhoGAP71E
Exons: 11
Coding region: 566-2263 (565 amino acids)
Biological process (GO): signal transduction
Molecular function (GO): GTPase activator activity
Source: RefSeq, a predicted model, not a curated record
CCACCAACUUCACGUAUCAUUAUUUUAUACUAGAAUCGUAUACGCCAACCAGUCUUGCGGCUUGCGGUCCCUCCAGUAGUGAGUUUUACUGUCCUCUCUAGGCCAUAUUGAUUUUCGACAAUGAAGUGAGAUGAAGAAAAGGUGUGGUUAAUUUGCGCCUUUGACAUGUGUUAUCGUAUUGGCGUUGCGUUCUGCGCGCACAUCAAUUAACACGGAAAAGUUCCAGCCUCCGUGGAUGGAAAAAAUGUCGUCGCGGGAAGCGCGCGUGUGUGCUGUGAAAACGUGAAGGGCCAGCGAGACCGCGGCCUCCUGGCCGCACCUCAAUAGAAGGAAUGUUUUGAAGCCUCAUUUUGGGCCCCAAAGAAAUUUAGGUUAUGCUAGUAUUAACCAGAUUCCAAAUACCGCUGCUGCCAGUCCGUCCUAGGUAGCAGCGUCUUCGAGACCAAUCAUUAGGAUCAUCCUUACACCGUCAGACUGAUACUUCAGUAGACUACAAUAGAGUCUUCGGAAUCACUUCCAGAAGACUUUAUCCAGAAGCAGCUAUCUGUGGAAAAGAUUUCAGAGAAUGAGUAGCUGGACAGAGAGAAUGCAUAGGAGGGCCGCUACGUUGGGCAAUGUUGUCACCAGCUGCGGCCACCCUUCAAAUGUUCCACCAUAUCCCAGAAGACUAGAGAAAGUCAAAUUUGGAGUACCUCUUGAUGAAGUCUGCAAGAAUGACAUUCCUGGCCCAUUAUUGGUUCUUAUCCUGAAGCUAAACAAGGAAGCACCUUUACGAAAAGAUGUUUUUCGCGCACCAGGACACCAAGGAAACAUGAAGAAAUUGAUUCACUUUUUACAAACGGGUCGUCUGGUCAAUAUGGACAAUUUCAGCGUUUACACGAUAGCUAGUGUCUUGAAGAAAUUCCUCCGCAAGAUACCUGGCGGAGUUUUCGGCCGCGAGGGGGAACAACAAUUAUUUACUGUUAUUCAACUCGAUAGUAUCGAACAGCAAAGGGACCAGAUUCAUAGAUUAAUCACAUCUCUGCCAGUAUAUACACAACGGUUGCUGGUUUUAUUGUUCGGCACAUUUAGGGUAGUAGCAGUUAACAGCGAAAGGGCUCGCACAGGAAUGUCCAGCGAGGCACUAGGUGUUUCCGUUGCUCCAUCUUUUUUCCAGAGUUGCGUGAGCGAUGGAAAAACUGCGAAAAUGGAAGACGUUCUCAGAUUUAAGGCGGAGGUCUCAGUGGCCACGCGAGUUAUGAAAUUCAUGAUAGACAAUUUUGGGGUAUCAAAUUUAUUUGGACGUGAGAACUAUGAAUUUUACGCUCGCAUCACUGGAAGGAUAUUGAAGGUUGAGGAAGACUGGAUUUUCAGUUUUCGAUAUCCUCCUGACACACUGGUUUCAAGACAAUUAUCGUUGGAAGCUGAAAAGACUUGGUUGCAGUACGAGUGUGAAAGAUGGGGACUCAAGUUAAAUUUAGAAUCAAUGUCCCAUCAAGAAGAGUCACAGUCAACACCUGCUUUGAUACAUGUGCCAGAAUCUCUUGAACUUACGUCAUCUCUCGGUAUGAUACCUGAGAAUACAUUACUUGAAAGUUACACAAGACUAUCAGUCAGUCUGGAGGAAAACGGUUUAUUCCAGGCUUCGAGCCGGUCCUCCAGCAAUGGCAGCCAUCAUUCACGUCAUGCUGGAAUGACGUUAGACGAAUUGCGGGCCGUGAAUCGUUAUGCUGAAAGUACCAAGAGUCUCAGCUACCUGCCGCAGGUACACGAGCGCCAAACAGCAAGGAUGCGCACCAGGUCCGAGUGGUUCCUUACUCCAGUUGGUGAAAGAUUAGCGACUACCGACAGUGAUCCAACGGCAAUGCACAUAUUACGUGGUUCGAAUAAAUCGUCGUCUGGGAAUAUAGCUACUGGAUUGAGUGCAAGUGCGGAUUCCGUAAAGCGUUCCAGUCUGCGAAGAACGUCGUCGCGUGAGAAAUCCAGGUUGCAUCGUAGUUCUUCACGCAGAAACAAAGAAAAUGGCGCCAAGGCGCGAGCGUCUGAUACGAGUAAAUCGAGAUCAUUGGAAACGGUUAAGGCCAAGGCUGUGAGAGUAUCGGUGGAACAACCAAUGGAAAGAAUGUCGAAGAACAGCGAGGAUUUACACGCUGACAUCGACGCUUCAAAGGGUAAGGACGUCGCGAUUCAUCAUAAUUCGGAGACUCCUAUUGGGCCGCAAGAUUGCACCGAAAUGGAUGUACAAACGUUUCAUGUCACAUUGACAUACAAGCCAAGAAUUUAGGAAAUUUGCCUCGAAAUUGAUAUUUAAGACACUGGCGCUUUUAGUUUUUUAAGAAUAUUUCUCUUUGUUGGCUCUUAAACACUCCACGCAAUCGCACGAGACAGUGAUUCAAGUUCAAUUUCGAGAUAUUUGCAAUUUUCAGGCAUUAGGCCUGUAGAGACUACAUUUAUUUUAACACCAAAGUGUCAACAUAGCGUUGAGGGAUUUGCGCCAAUCAGGACGAACUUACGUAGUCUCUUUUAAGGAGUCUACCAAUCAGAAUCAUGAACCAGCAUUCCAGAAGCAUUUAGAGAAGGAAGGGGAUGGAAAAACGAAUCCGGAAUUUUUAUUGACUGCAUGGAAUCGUUUUUAUCUUCUUUCUACCUUCUCCAAUUUAAGCGGAGAAUUAUUAUACGUUGUGAAGACUUUAGCCCGUAUUCACAACUCGCUCUUAAAGUCACUAACAGAGUCGCUUGUAGUUGAGAGUCACUAAGAAAAAAUUUAAAAGCGAGUUCUGAAUACGGGCUUUUGUCUUUGAUUAUAUUUCUUGCUUUUGAAUAUUCUCUCUUUUUUUAUUUUUUAUUAUAUUUUUGCCAAACGAGACAGUAUAUCAGCUCUCUGAUUUUUAUAGUAAAAACAGCUAUUUAAAUUAGUAUACAUUAACUUAUUGUAGUUGCCACAGAAAAAGGAAGCUUCACCACCGACUAUCGUUUAAUUAUAUUUAUUACAUAUAUUUUUGUUCUGUUUUUUUUAUUUUUGUUCAAUAAGGCUAUUUUAUUUAACGAACAAUGUUUAUCAUUCACUCUACGAUUCGACAGGAGCAAAACAUUAUGUCAUUGCUUCUUAAACAGUGAUACUUAUUUUUGACAAAUCUUUGUUAUUGUUUUCUUUCUCGCGACUCGCUUUUUAACUAAAUAACUAAUAACACUAAAUUGCAAUUAAUCUAUCGAGUAACAGCAACAUUUUUAUUAUAUACCAUUAAUACGGAAUAGACCAUUUCAGUGUCUAUAUUUUGCACCAAUACGUAGCAUAUACAUCAUAUAAGAACUAUACUGUAACAUUAUACAUUAAUCACAAUUUCAUUUGUCUCGCCUCUAGAGAAUGCAUAAGAGGCAGCUUAUUACUUUGUUUUCAAUACUGGACAGCGUUGCGACAAAUCAUGAGAUAUUAUAUUUAAUAAGCGGCUAUUUUUGCUAGCACCAAAGAAUAUUUAUUUAUAUUUUAUAUUUGUUAAAAGCACCGUUAUUGCCCUAUUCGAAUCGUAGACAUUAAUUACUUUAUUCAAGUUGACUCUUGAUUUUUAUCUUAACUCUAUUUUAUUUUUCAUAAGAAACAGUCUUUUCUGUACGCGACAAGGACCCAGUAUAAUUUCUUACUUGCAUUCGUUAGCUCCUAGAACGUCAUAUACAAAAAAAAAACGGAAUUUAAAGUAAUUUAUCACUUAUGAUUUAUCCAUUCGUUUUUUGUUUUAAACAAAAAAUGAAAUGCUACAAGUAUGCUGCCUUGAUAGCUGUUAAUUAGUUUUGUUCUUAUUAACAAAAUUAUUGUUUAUUAUGACAAUGGUUUUUUUCAUGGAUAAUUUACACAUAUCGAAAAAAACAUGAAAAAAGCUCGAAUUACCACUCGCCAUUAAAUAUUCCUAUAGAGAAUCGGUAUCGAUCACAUUCUUGAGAUUUGAAAAUGUAUAUUUAAUUAGCCGAUAAUAAUUAGUUACCGACCGAUCGUAGUACAAACUUAAAAAUAAUUAAUCGGAAAAAAAUGGACUGACGAAUUUUUAUCCCUCCGACACGUUUUUCUGUCUUUUCGACUGUAUUUUUUUUAAACAAUACUUUGGCGUGUUACUACAAUGAGUCAAUUGACAAUUCCGGCAAUUUUACACGCAACAGUCAUUCUACCGUGCAUAAGAAUGACAACAAUAUUUUCUUUUUUUUAAAAAAAAAAAAGAAACUUCGUCAUUUACUUUAUUUAUCUCUUUUUAUACUGGUAAUAUGAGUGGGAGUGGGGUAGUCGGUAACAGAAACUGGAAAGUUAAGUUUAUAGGAUACGAGCUUAAGAUUUGACCAAUGGUCCAAAAUAAAUGCCAAAGUAGCAAGAAUUUGGUCGUCGUGCGCGUGUGUGAAAGAAAAGGGGAAAAAAAUUGAAUAACUUUCUGCUCUCUGCACGUGGGAAACGACAGUUAUACUGAGACUAGCAUUUACCUUACAAUUACUGUAUAAUUAUCAUUAAUUAUUAUGUCCUCGUGAUAGCGCGUGAUGAAAGUGUCGAUGGGUUUCACGAAAAAUGAAUAAAAAAAAAACAAAAAAGGAAAAACCAAAAAAUUAUACAUGGACGAGAUGUACGCUUGAAUUUUUGUCACCGUAUUUCUGGUUAUCUCUACUCUUUCAUUUCCAAUAUUCGUUUAUACAAACGUAUUUUUAUUGUUAUACAAUUGUUACUGCAUACAGUGUAAAAAACGCGUAUACGCUUUAACAAAGCAGCUGCCCGUGAGAUUCGUAUUUUGAGAAUUUUUGAAUUAACAUUUCAUACGGUUCACACGACGCUCGACGGUGUAGUUCCGUACUAAUUGCGUGCAUACUGUAUACAGUAAUAAACUUGCGUAAUUUCUAGUA